Chanos chanos (milkfish) is the source of this 1299-nucleotide messenger RNA. Its product is annotated as lipase member I-like. Gene Ontology annotation, biological process: lipid catabolic process. Gene Ontology annotation, molecular function: glycerophospholipid phospholipase A1 activity. The transcript is spliced from 10 exons. Lineage: Eukaryota; Metazoa; Chordata; Actinopteri; Gonorynchiformes; Chanidae. The coding region runs from base 1 to 1299 and encodes 432 amino acids. The record is from RefSeq and is a predicted model, not a curated record.
AUGUUCAAAGAGUUUACUCCACCUUCUCCUGUCCUGAAACUCCUGAGGUUCUCAGUGGACAAGGCAUGCAGUUCUCUGUUUGAGGUGCACCAGGACCUACCUCACCCUGACUGGGUCCCUGCGAAGCCCACGGUGGUUAUUGUGCCAGGCAGGAGGCCCAAUAACACUCACCCAAUCUGGGUGAGCACCAUGGCGUGGGAGUUAUUGUCCGCUGGGCAGGGGAACGUGCUGGCAGCGGACUGGAUGGCUCCUCCUGAGCAAGAACUGCCCGCUGCUGCCAGCGAGGUGGGCAAGAAGCUGGCGCAAACCAUCCAGCAACUCAUGGACAUGGGAUCUUCUCCGGACACAUUCCACGUGAUUGGCUUCGGUGUUGGGGCACAUGUUGCUGGUAUAGCUGGAGCCAGGCUGCAUGGCAUCAUUGGGAGAAUCACAGGUCUUGACCCUUUUGCUCCAGUAUUCUAUGAGACCAACAGCUCUCUCUCCCUGGACUAUACGGAUGGACAAUACGUGGACGUGAUACACACCAACUUUAACCCCAACGAGCCCUUGGAGGCCCUUGGUUUUUCCAGGCCUGUGGGUCAUGUCGAUUUCUACACUGGAAAAGGACAACUGCUUCCCGGGUGUCCUAAAGGACUGUUUAUGCAGGAGAAAUACCUGCUCUGCAGCCAUUACCGUGCCCAUCAGCUCUUCACCAGUUCCAUUAAGUCUCUCUGCCAACAUGUGGCUUUCCCCUGUCAGGCAGUGACAGAUUUUCAGACGGGACAGUGCACACACUGUUCCUGGCCCGGCCUCAACGUGUGCCCUGAGAUGGGAUUUAACAUCGCCUGGCUGCCCAAGGUUCGUCCAGUUCCAUUCGAACCCAUGACCGCAGUUCUGGACAUCACAUCCACCUCCCCCUACUGCGUCACCCCUUUCUUGCUAAAGCUGCAGGUUGGUGGCAAUACCUCUAUAGAUGCUAGGCUCUUUGUCCAGCUGAAGGGUGACAGUGUUGAGACAUCGAACAUGUCGGUAUCAGGAAAUGAUAUGGCCACAUUUGCUGCUGGUAAUGUGUAUCAGUUUAUGGUAUCAGCAAGCAAAGCAGGAGACUUUAAAACUGUGGAGCUGGAGUUUGACACACAACGUCUCCUCUACUUUGAGUGGAUGAAGAGGAAGGUUACGGUCACUCAACUCCAGCUUACCUUAUUGCCUAGAGAUAGACGGCUUGCUUUUCAGGCCAGGGAUAUAACAGUGAUUGAAAACCAAAGAACUGAGAUUCCUCUGCAGAAAAUCCACGUUGAAAAUCCAGAAAAUCCAAGUUGA